AUGCAGGUGCACCUGGGCAUGCUGGCCGGCGGGGCAGCGCUGACCGGGGCGCUGGGCUUCCUGCUCCUGGCUGCCGCCAUCGGCACGGACUUCUGGUACAUCAUUGACACGGAGCGGCUGGAGAGGAGCGGCCCCGGGGCGCAGAACUCGCUGGGCUCCCCCAACAGCAGCCAACCAGAGCCUCUGAGCUCCCACUCCGGCCUCUGGCGGACCUGCCGGGCGCAGAGCCGGUGCACACCGCUGAUGAACCCCUUCUGGCAGGAGAACGUGACGGUCAGCGACGCGAACCGACAACUUCUCACCAUGCAGGGGAUGUUCGUGAUUCUGCUGCCGCUCAGCCUGAUCCUGAUGGUUUUCGGGGGGAUGAUGGGGUUUCUGAGCUUCCUCCUCCGCGCCUAUCUCCUCCUGCUGCUCACUGGGACUCUCUUCCUCUUUGGAGCCAUAGUGACCCUCUCUGGGAUCAGCAUCUACAUCGCCUAUUCAGCUGCUGCCUUUCGGCAGGCGCUGUGCCUCCUGGAGGAGAAGGCCCUCCUGGACCAGGUGGACAUCCACUUCGGCUGGUCCCUGGCCCUGGGCUGGGUCAGCUUCGUCGCUGAGCUGCUCACUGGGGCGGCCUUCCUGGCAGCAGCCCGUGUGCUCAGCCUGAGGCGGAGGCAGGACCAGGCCAUCUGAGCCAGACGCCUGGUGGUGCUUGUGGGGGGAGGCUGGGGCACUUUGUAGACCCACCAUGGUGAGCUGCAGUGUCCUCUUCCUUGAAGGCCAUCGGGGAAGCCCAGGGGGCCAGCCCUUAGCCCUGUGCACUGAGCUGGGACCUGGCUGUCAUCUCAGUGCCGUCUGUGGCCCUGUGUGGCAGUGCGUGCACUCACCAUGUUUGUCCAUGUGGCCCAGAGGAGCACUGAGUGGGGCGCC
Messenger RNA from Nycticebus coucang (slow loris), 909 nucleotides. It is a transcript of the gene TMEM114, whose product is annotated as transmembrane protein 114. Lineage: Eukaryota; Metazoa; Chordata; Mammalia; Primates; Lorisidae. Bases 1 to 672 code for a protein of 223 amino acids. The record is from RefSeq and is a predicted model, not a curated record. Gene Ontology annotation, cellular component: apical plasma membrane. The transcript has 4 exons.